AUGGGUGGAGUCGAGGCUACUACAUCGCCUGGAGAGGCGCAUGGCAAGCAAGUUGUGGAAGUUGCUAAGGUUCUAGAUCGGGAUGAAUUGCGACUGGCUCAAAUGGGCCAUAAACAAGAAUUGAAGCGACAUUUCUCGGUAUGGAGCUUAAUUGGCUUAGCUGCCAACUGUACAAUCUCAUGGACAGGUCUUGGUACUGGUCUUAUUACUGAUCUGAAUUCCGGCGGUCCUGGCGCGCUUAUCUAUGGAUUUAUUCUUGUUUUCAUUCUCCAGUCCUUCGUCGGUGUCUCCCUAGCAGAAUUUGUAUCCGCAUAUCCUACCGAAGGAGGAAUGUACCAUUGGAUCGCCGCAAUCGCCCCAAAACGAUACAACAGUCUUUUGAGCUUCGCGACUGGAUGGUGCACGGUAUUUGGCUGGAUUUUUACAACGGCUUCAACGAACCUGAUUUACGCAAUUGUUAUAAUGGCCUUAAUUGCGCUCUAUCACGACGAUAUGGUCGUGAAGCCAUGGAUGACCUUUGUCGCAUAUCAAAUCCUUAAUAUCGUCACAUCGGGAAUCGUCAUGUUCGGAAACCGAUUCAUUCCCGCUAUUAAUAAAUUUUCGCUGAUCUACUUGCAAAUCGCUUGGCUCGUCACGAUGGUCACUGUAGCAGCGGCGGCCCCAGUUCACAAUGAUAGCAAGUUUGUGUUUACAACUUGGAUGAAUAACACCGGUUGGGAUAGUAAUGUGAUGUGUUUUAUCACGGGCUUGGUCAAUCCCUUGUACGCAUUGGGUGGACUGGAUGGAAUCGCGCACAUCACAGAGGAAAUGCCAAAUCCUGGUCGUAAUGCCCCUCUUGGUCUCGCCAUCACCCUCUCCAUCGCAUUUGUGACGGGAAUCACGUAUCUACUGAGUUUGAUGUUUUCAAUUCAAGAUUACUCCUCUUUAUCGGCUACUCGAACAGGUCUACCGCUGGCGGAGAUUUUUAACCAGGCAACCUCAACGCGUGGAGGAGCAUUUGGUUUAGUGUUCAUGGUCUGGAUUGCACUUGGUCCUUGUGUGAUUGGCUCACAGUUGAGUACCGGUCGUGUAUUCUGGGCCUUUUCUCGUGACAAUGGUCUUCCACUUUCCCAUGUCUGGGCUCGUGUACACCCAAAACUCGGCUCUCCCUUCAACGCGCAGUUAUGCGUGGGAGUUAUUAUUGCACUGCUAGGUUGCAUUUAUCUUGGAUCUAGCACUGCUUUCAAUUCAAUGAUGAGUUCAGCAGUCACAAUUAACAAUCUUGCGUACAUCGUUCCCAUCCUCACGAACGUGUUGCUUUUCCGUCGGACAAUGCACCGGGGGCCGUUUGCGUUAAACCAAUUCUGGGGAAUGCUAGUCAAUAUCGUCUCCGUCCUUUGGUUGACUUUCGCGAUCAUCUUCUUCUCCUUUCCUUUCGAAAUGCCUGCAACUACUGCCAACAUGAACUAUACUUGUGUGGUUGUGGGUGGAUUCUUGAUCAUAGAACUUGGAUGGUGGCUCAUUGCAGGUAAAAAGUAUUCAGAGACGGUGCAGCGUGCUCGAGAAGAGCAUGACACGACAUUGAUUGUAAACGAUGGACAGGAAAAGGCUUGA
Messenger RNA from Penicillium malachiteum, 1593 nucleotides. RefSeq lists its product as uncharacterized. Gene Ontology annotation, molecular function: transmembrane transporter activity. NCBI's taxonomy places the organism in Eukaryota, Fungi, Ascomycota, Eurotiomycetes, Eurotiales, Aspergillaceae. The coding region runs from base 1 to 1593 and encodes 530 amino acids. Gene Ontology annotation, biological process: transmembrane transport. The transcript is spliced from 13 exons. Gene Ontology annotation, cellular component: membrane. The record is from RefSeq and is a predicted model, not a curated record.